Messenger RNA from Scomber scombrus (Atlantic mackerel), 1418 nucleotides. It is a transcript of the gene gapdh, whose product is annotated as glyceraldehyde-3-phosphate dehydrogenase. The coding region runs from base 107 to 1108 and encodes 333 amino acids. The record is from RefSeq and is a predicted model, not a curated record. Gene Ontology annotation, biological process: glucose metabolic process. Lineage: Eukaryota; Metazoa; Chordata; Actinopteri; Scombriformes; Scombridae. The transcript has 12 exons. Gene Ontology annotation, molecular function: oxidoreductase activity, acting on the aldehyde or oxo group of donors, NAD or NADP as acceptor; NADP binding; NAD binding.
UCAAUGAUAAAUACCCACUGCCUAACGUUGUUCCUGCACACUCACACCCAGAGCCGCAAGACAGACAGACGUCUCACAAACGAGGACUAUAUCUAACCCAGGCAAAAUGGUGAAAGUUGGUGUCAAUGGAUUCGGUCGCAUCGGGCGUCUGGUGACCCGUGCUGCUUUCCACUCCAAGAAGGUUGAGAUUGUGGCCAUCAAUGACCCAUUCAUCGACCUGGAGUACAUGGUCUACAUGUUCAAGUAUGACUCCACUCACGGUCGCUUCCACGGUGAAGUCAAGAUGGAGGGUGACAAGCUGGUCGUCGAUGGACACAAGAUCUCUGUGUUCCACGAGAGGGACCCUGCCAACAUCAAAUGGGGUGAUGCUGGUGCCCAGUACGUGGUUGAGUCCACUGGUGUGUUCACCACCAUUGAGAAGGCCUCUGCUCAUCUGAAGGGUGGUGCCAAGAGAGUCAUCAUCUCUGCCCCCAGCGCUGACGCUCCCAUGUUCGUCAUGGGUGUCAACCACGAGAAGUAUGAGAACUCCCUCAAGGUUGUCAGCAAUGCUUCCUGCACAACCAACUGCCUGGCACCCCUGGCCAAGGUCAUCAACGACAACUUCCACAUCGUUGAGGGCCUGAUGAGCACUGUUCAUGCCAUCACUGCCACCCAGAAGACCGUGGACGGUCCCUCUGGCAAGCUGUGGAGGGAUGGUCGUGGCGCCAGCCAGAACAUCAUCCCCGCUUCCACUGGUGCUGCCAAGGCUGUCGGCAAGGUUAUCCCCGAGUUGAACGGCAAGCUGACCGGCAUGGCUUUCCGUGUCCCCACCCCCAAUGUGUCCGUGGUUGACCUGACAGUCCGUCUGGAGAAACCCGCCAAGUACGAUGACAUCAAGAAGGUUGUGAAGGCUGCCGCUGAGGGACCCAUGAAGGGAAUUCUGGGAUACACAGAGCACCAGGUUGUGUCCACAGACUUCAACGGCGACACCCACUCCUCCAUCUUUGAUGCUGGCGCUGGCAUUGCCCUGAACGAGCACUUUGUCAAGCUGGUCACAUGGUACGACAAUGAGUUCGGUUACAGCAACCGCGUCUGUGACCUGAUGGCCCACAUGGCCUCCAAGGAGUAAACCAACCAGCCGAUUUGGCCGUCACUGCACUAAGCCCACAUCACCCACAUUCUUCUGAUGCCAGAGUUAUACAUCAUCUAUAACACUGCCCGGUUUCCUUCAGAUAGUUGACUCCCAUCAUAUGCUUGAAGAAAGGUUCCACAAAGAACAAAUGAAAAGAUUUAAAUUGGCAACCAAUUCCUUUAUUUUUUUUCCCUGUUCUGUUCUUGUGUGAAAUGGUAUGAAGGUGUGAGAGUCUUUCGCUGUCUGUGGUACUGAGUUGCUGCAGUCAGUGGUGGAAUAAAGUCCUCUGUUUGUGAGAUUCACAUAA